AGCAACAACAACCCACAACGUUCUAGUUUUAGCUGUUGUAAAACCAGGAUAAGAAGCAACAACAACCCACAACGUUCUAGCUUUAGCUGUUGUAAAACCAGGAUAAGAAGCAACAACAACCCACAACGUUCUAGCUUUAGCUGUUGUAAAACCAGGAUAAGAAGCAACAACAACCCACAACGUUCUAGUUUUAGCUGUUGUAAAACCAGGAUAAGAAGCAACAACAACCAACAAUGUUCUAGUUUUAGCUGUUGUAAAACCAGGAUAAGAAGCAACAACAACCUACAACGUUCUAGUUUUAGCUGUUGUAAAACCAGGAUAAGAAGCAACAACAACCAACAACGUUCUAGUUUUAGCUGUUGUAAAACCAGGAUAAGAAGCAACAACAACCAACAAUGUUCUAGUUUUAGCUGUUGUAAAACCAGGAUAAGAAGCAACAACAACCAACAACGUUUUAGUUUUAGCUGUUGUAAAACCAGGAUAAGAAGCAACAACAACCUACAACGUUCUAGUUUUAGCUGUUGUAAAACCAGGAUAAGAAGCAACAACAACCCACAACGUUCUAGUUUUAGCUGUUGUAAAACCAGGAUAAGAAGCAUCAACAACCCACAGCGUUCUAGUUUUAGCUGUUGUAAAACCAGGAUAAGAAGCAACAACAACCUACAACGUUCUAGUUUUAGCUGUUGUAAAACCAGGAUAAGAAGCAACAACAACCAACAACGUUCUAGUUUUAGCUGUUGUAAAACCAGGAUAAGAAGCAUCAACAACCCACAGCGUUCUAGUUUUAGCUGUUGUAAAACCAGGAUAAGAAGCAACAACAACCCACAGCGUUCUAGUUUUAGCUGA
Lottia gigantea (owl limpet) is the source of this 846-nucleotide messenger RNA. RefSeq lists its product as hypothetical. The annotation marks the transcript as partial. The transcript has a single exon. The record is from RefSeq and is a predicted model, not a curated record. Lineage: Eukaryota; Metazoa; Mollusca; Gastropoda; Lottiidae.